This is a messenger RNA of Dromaius novaehollandiae (emu), 2055 nucleotides long. Its product is annotated as nuclear factor 7, brain-like. Gene Ontology annotation, molecular function: ubiquitin protein ligase activity; metal ion binding; protein binding. Gene Ontology annotation, cellular component: cytoplasm. The transcript is spliced from 7 exons. Gene Ontology annotation, biological process: protein ubiquitination. NCBI's taxonomy places the organism in Eukaryota, Metazoa, Chordata, Aves, Casuariiformes, Dromaiidae. The coding region runs from base 81 to 1379 and encodes 432 amino acids. The record is from RefSeq and is a predicted model, not a curated record.
CCGCGGGCGGGGCGGGGCGGGGCCGGGCUGAGCCGGAGGCUGAAAGUUGGGAGGCUCCGAGCCGGGGAGCGCGCGGCGGGAUGGCCGGCAGGAGCCAGGAGCAGAGCCUGCGGGAGGAGCUGACCUGUGCCAUCUGCUGCGAGCUCUUCACGGCGCCCGUCAUGCUGGACUGCAUGCACCACUUCUGCCGCGGCUGCAUCCAGGCCUACUGGGCCCGGUGCCCCCACGCCGCCACCUGCCCCCAGUGCCGCCGCCAGGUCCCCGGCCGCCGCUUCCGCCCCCACUACCUGCUGGCCGGGCUGGCCGAGACGCUGCGGCGCUGCGGCACCGAGGAGCGCCGGCACGACACGCGGAGGAACCUGGAAGACGCCCUGCAAGCCCGUCGGAGGGAGGUGGAGGACUUCUUGCAGAGGAAGCACGCGGUGCAGGAGGACAUCUGCGGCCUGACGAAGGUGUCGGGGGAGCUGCACUGCAAGAUCCGAGCAGAAUUCAUCCGGCUUCAUCAGAUCCUGGAGGAAGAGGAGAGGGCUGUGUUGGCAGAGCUGGGCGAAGAGGAAGAGCGGUCACUGGCAAGGCUGCGCAGGGAUGUCGGACGGCUGGAGGAAGGAAUCUCGGAGCUGCAGAGGGACAUAGCGCACAUGGAGCAAACCCUGAGCAGGAUGGGAGAGGGGUCGUUGCCAGAGGUGGAGAGCCUGGAUAUCAGGUACAUGUCUGGCAUGCCCUCGGUGUGCGUCGAGACCCAGCCUGCCUUCAACCUGGAGCACUACCGGGACAGCCACGGGGGCCCCUUGCAGUACAUCUUCUGGAGACGGAUGCUGCGAUCCAUCUGCCCCGCUCCCGAUGCGCUCACCUUCGACCCCGAAUCUGCCCACCCCAACCUGGUCUUCUCCAAAGACUUGACUGCGGUGACGGAGAAAGAAAGAGCCCGGCCGCUGCCCCGCAGUCCCCGGCGCUUCCAGCAGUGCGUGAAUGUCCUGGGCUCGCGGGCCUUCGACAGCGGCCAGCACUACUGGGAGGUGUGGGUGGGCAGCAAGACCAAGUGGGACCUGGGGGUGGCAGCGGAGGCCGUGGACCGGGCAGCGAAGGUCAAGCUGUGCCCGGAGAACGGCUACUGGACGCUUCGCCUGAGGAACAAGACGGAGUACUGGGCCACCGCCACCCCCUGGGUGCGCCUGGCCCCGCGGCGGCCCCCCCGGAAGGUGGGGGUCUUCCUGGACUGCCGCGAGGGCACCGUGGCCUUCUUCGACGCCGGGGACAUGUCUCACCUCUUCACCUUCCGGCGGGUCUCCGCAGAGAGAUACUGCCCCUUCUUCAGCACCUGCUUCAGCGACGGGCAGGAGAACAGGGAGCCCAUGCGCAUCUGCCACCUGGCCCUGUGAGGACGGGGGAGCGGUGGCCCACGCGGGCCCAGGGGACACCUCUGUCCUGGCCAGCUCCUGUGCUGCUCCUGGCUGCUGUCGCUCCCUAGGAGCGUCCGGCCGCGGGAAGCACCUGGCUCCACGGGCUGCCCAGGGCCUGGGUGGCAGGCAGGGAGACCGGUCCUGCGCGCAGCCCCCGGUGACACCGGAGAGGCUCUCCGUUAGCUUCGGGCAGAGAGAGCAGAUGAAGCUCACCCGCCUUGGGGCUCUGCCCUCCCUUCGCUGUGCUGUGGGCUGCCGAUCUGGCAUGUUGGAGAACAGCCCCUGACACCUGAAGGUUGCAGGGUUUGAUAACCGGAGCUGCAGGACCAGCGCUGAGGGUGCUGCUGGCCCGCUCGUGGCUUCGCCACCGCGGCUCUUCGCGCUUGAAACCCGCAGGGAACAAGGAAAGCGUCCACGGAGCAGUGAGACCUGCUAUCAGGUGCCUCCAAGAGCCAAGGACACGAGUGGCACCCGUGAGGGCCUGCAUCUGCCGUGCACCGAGCACCGUCCCCGCUCGCCCGGGUGGUGACGUGCGCAGGACUUCCGAAUCCAGCCAGGGGGUCUCCUGCACCGGGUGCACGUCUCCCGGGGGCCGCGGGACCAGCUCCCCCCACUCUAGCUGCUGUGUCACCAUUAAAGCUCAGUGGAAAGGCCA